CGCUGUUUCCGCCGGGCCAUGGGGCCUCGCGUGCUGCCGCCGCCGCCGCCGCCGCUACCGCUGCUGCUCCUGCUGCUGCUGCUCCCGCUCCCAGCACUGCCGGGCAGGGCUGAGGGGCCCGCACCCUCAAGCCUGCGCCCUCCGCCGGCCGCGCCUUCACCGCCGCCUGUCGCGAUUAAUGGCAGCCAGCCGGGCGCGCCCCACAACAGCACGCACUCGUGGCUGCCCGGCGCCACUGGUUUGCAGCUGCUGCGCUCUUUCUACGUGUUCUUGGGCCUCAGCGGCCUGGCUGUGCUCUACUUCCUCAUCCGGGCAUUCAGGCUGAAAAAGCCACAGCGGAGGAGGUACGGGCUCCUGACUAACACGGAAGACCCCACUGAGAUGGCCUCACUGAACAGCGAUGAGGAGACUGUCUUUGAGACAAGGAAUCUGAGAUGAUUCCUUUCCAGGGACCAUGAAGGAAGGACACGUGGCAGCCACUCUGACGCUGGUCCUACUGAGUGCCGCUCAACAUUGCAUCAGAGCCUGUACAGUCACUGUAAAACCACCACCUCUACCCCCAACUUGGACAGCAUGGCUUCACCCUCCAGAACCCUCCCCCACCCCAAGCCUGUUCAAGGGAGCCACUGCCCAUAAUUUCUGUCCACCUCCCACCCCCACCCCGCCACCAGACUGUGACAUGUGCUGAUUCCCCUCCCCUGAAUGGUUGGAGUGGCCCUGAGCUGAGGCCUAGAUGCAGGUGGACUAAGGGGUCUCUGGGAGCGCCUUCCUAGUGGACUGGGGAUAAUAAAUGAAGCAGUGGUUUUA
This is a messenger RNA of Dipodomys ordii (Ord's kangaroo rat), 807 nucleotides long. RefSeq names its product chromosome unknown open reading frame, human C19orf24 (gene Fam174c). The transcript is spliced from 3 exons. Lineage: Eukaryota; Metazoa; Chordata; Mammalia; Rodentia; Heteromyidae. The record is from RefSeq and is a predicted model, not a curated record. Gene Ontology annotation, cellular component: extracellular region. Bases 19 to 438 code for a protein of 139 amino acids.